AUGGCGGCCUCUUGCCAAGUCGAUCCUGUUGGGUGUAUGCUCAAAAGGGGCUCACCGGACUCCCAUCUCUACAAGCGCGCCCCUCCCCCUUCCAAGGGCUCAUCCGACAACGUCAUUAUCAUUGUCUUGGCGACUGUGGGCUCAUUGCUGUUCAUCUUGUCCCUCGCACUCUUUUAUUACUGUGUGCGCAAACGACGUGCUUCGCAGAGGAUCGGUCGGCUCCAGAGGUUCCUGCCCACGUUCAUGGAUCAAGAAAAGACCGACCUGUAUUUCCAGAAGCAAGGCUCAUCCGCGACUCUAGUUGGCACCGAUACUCCAUCAAAGGAACUGCCACAGCCUUCGAACAUUCAUCACAAAACAUGGUCAGCUCCGAUGGCAUUAACAAAGGAUUUGCCAUGGCUGCAGGAGCAUGACACGUUGUUGGGACAGUUCCAAGAUGUACCUCUCGCCUCUAACGAGACUGUCGUUGAGACCGAGAAAUCUGAGCCGAGACGAUCCCUGUUUGGCAUAUUUACCCGUACUCCAGCCGCCACGGUCACGACCCCUGCCCUCAUCAAGAGCUCAUUACACAGAAGCGUCGGUCUGAACAAACAUAGCAAUCAGAGCUACGCCAACAGCCGCUCCGACCCCAUGGUGGAAGAAGACAUGAACCAUCUGGGCAUGUUUGCAGAGGGUGAAAGCCUUGUCGCGCCGAAUCAAUACCCCACCUUCUCUGAUAUCAGCAACCCCGACGGCAACUAUGGCGGCAACUACAACCGCUUCUCAGACACGUCAAUCAUCGGGAUCGACCCGGACUUUGAUCCCACACGAUUCUCAGACGCCUCGCUCAUGUUUGAUGAAUCGAAGAUCCCGACUAUAUCCGAUUCUUCCUCGGACCAAUUGCUAUCGACCAUCAGGACGGAUGAAUCGGAUGUCACACCUGUUCACGAUAAUAUCAAAUGCAGCAGUAGCAGGAAAAAGGAAAAGAGGAAUAGCGCGGUUGCAUCAGCCUCAGACUCUACACAAAAGGACUACAAAAGGCCGACGACGUUCAAGGAGUUCUAUGAGCAUUGGAAGCGUCUUCUGCCAUACAUCUGGCCGUCCAACUCGCGGAGACUUCAGUGCCACAUCAUGAUCUGUUUGGGCCUACUGGUCGCCGGAAGAAUCGUGAACGUGUUGGUGCCGCGGCAGGUGGCGAACGUGGUCAAUGCGCUGACAAUGGUAGUGGAUGGCAGCCCCGAGGGUUUGGAUGAGAACGGCAACCCUCGAUUUGUCUGGAGGGAGAUCAUGGUACUUAUUGCGCUCAGGGCUCUUCAGGGCGAACUCGGUGUUAUCGACACCCUUCAGGAAUUGGUGUGGAUUCCUGUGGGACAGUUCAAUGAACGCCAGCCGGCUGUCAAGAUGUUUGAGCACCUGCUCAACCUCUCCCUGCGAUUUCACCUUAACCGCAAGACCGGCGAGUUGCUGCGCAUCCAAGGUUAUGAUCAGCGCUACCGCGGUGUAUCAUCAAUCGUGACGCUGCUCUCCACACUACUGUUCAACAUCCUGCCCUGCUUGGUCGACAUUGCGGUUGCCUGCGUUAUCCUGACGUACGCUUUCGACAUUUACUUUGGAGUCAUUGUCGGAAUUACCAUGAUCUGUUACAUCUACACUACCAUUCUCAUGACGGACUGGAGGACGCGCUACCGCCGAGAAUCGAACGAUUUGGAAAAUGCAGCGGAGGCGCGUGUAGUCGAUUGUUUGCUCAACUAUGAGACGAUCAAGCUCUUUGCGACAGAAGAGUACGAGGUCAAAAGAUAUACGAAAGCCAUUCUCGCGUACCAGAAGGCUGACCGCAAAUCGCAGUACACACUGGGUACCCUCAACACGGCUCUCAACAUCGUGAUACAGGGAGGUUUGACAGUGGGGUGUUUGCUCUGCGCCCAAAGAGUCGCUCAGAAGGGGAUGGCGGUUACCGAUUUUGUCAUGUACUAUACAUAUAUCCUCCAGCUCUAUGGACCGCUCGACCAAUUUGGCGCUUCCUACCGAUCUUUGCAGAAAAAUUUUAUUGAUUUGGAAAGGCUGCUGGAUGUGUUCAAGGAGCCAGUCGAGAUCCAAGACAAACCCGAUGCUGAGCCUAUGGUGAUAAAUGGGGGAGAAGUUGUCUUUGAAAAUGUCUCCUUCAGCUACAAACCUCAGAAUCCGAAUCUCAAGUCUGUGUCGUUCAAGAUCCCGCCUGGCAAAAAACUGGCCCUGGUUGGUCCAUCAGGCGGCGGAAAGUCCACGAUCCUACGUCUGCUCUUCCGGUUUUAUGACCCAACGCAGGGGAGGAUCAUGAUUGACGGUCAGGAUAUCAAGUACGUAACGCAGUCCAGUCUGAGGAGGUUGAUUGGAAUUGUGCCGCAGGAUACGGCGCUAUUUAACGAGACGAUCAAGCACAACAUUGCCUACGGCCACAUUGGGCAGGACCACAAGUCUGCGGAAUCGGGAUGCGGGCUAAAUUACAAGACGGAAUCGACCUCGCCACCAAAAAUAGCAGAUGUUACAGAGAGCAAGGAUGCUGGUUGUUUGGACGACGAGGAUUUGGAAGUCGACAGUCGCAUUCAAGCGGCUGCUGAGGCUGCACAGAUACACGAAAUUGUCACCCGCUUCCCGAACGGAUACGCCACUCGUGUAGGAGAGCGCGGACUGCUUAUGUCCGGCGGAGAGAAGCAACGAAUCGCCAUUGCUCGAACCAUUCUCAAGAACCCACCGAUCUUGCUCCUGGACGAAGCGACCAGUGCCUUGGACACCCACACGGAGCGAGAGAUCCAAAACUCGAUCGACGCCACCUCCAAGGGCAGGACGACUCUUAUGAUUGCGCAUCGUUUGUCGACAAUUGUGGAUGCGGACGAAAUCUUGGUGAUACAGAGGGGCGAGAUCGCAGAGCAGGGUAGCCAUGAGGAACUCAUGCAGGCAGGAGGAAUCUAUGCUUCCAUGUGGAUGCAACAGCUUCGUGAGGGCCGAACACCUACCGGAAGCAAUGGUGUGAGCGAGAAGGAGUCGUCCAGGGGAGGGAAGGACUCGGACGAAGAUGACUCUCCAGUUGACGACGCUUCCUCUCCCUUUUCGCAUCACCAUGUCAUGGUUCCCUCGUCCUGCCGGCAGCAUACACCACCGUAG
Molecule: messenger RNA, 3120 nt
Organism: Linnemannia hyalina
Lineage: Eukaryota; Fungi; Mortierellomycota; Mortierellomycetes; Mortierellales; Mortierellaceae
Source: the annotation of a GenBank genome assembly